Beta vulgaris subsp. vulgaris (sugar beet) is the source of this 1573-nucleotide messenger RNA. Its product is annotated as polygalacturonase. The coding region runs from base 97 to 1308 and encodes 403 amino acids. Gene Ontology annotation, biological process: carbohydrate metabolic process. Gene Ontology annotation, molecular function: polygalacturonase activity. The transcript is spliced from 4 exons. The record is from RefSeq and is a predicted model, not a curated record. NCBI's taxonomy places the organism in Eukaryota, Viridiplantae, Streptophyta, Magnoliopsida, Caryophyllales, Amaranthaceae.
UUUGGUUUAGUAGAGCUUCAAACACCAUUUUUCCCUCCAUCUCUUUCUCUUUGUCUUUCUCCACUCUUGGAAAAUCACCUAAGAAAGAAAAUAAUAAUGAAUAUGAAUAGCAUAAUUAUGACAUUGUCAUUAAUCCUAAUGAUCCUCAACCUAACCAAAGUUACAAGUGGAGAAAGUAGAAUUGAAAGAAGCAGCAACUACUACAAUGUUGUAACCCUUGGGGCUAAACCCGACUCGAUGACAGACUCGUCAAGGGCUUUAAAGGUGGCUUGGAACUCGGCCUGUGGUUCGACAGGCCGAUCCACCAUUUUUAUUCCUCAAGGACGGUUCUUGAUCCGUUCAGCCCUAAAAUUUUCAGGGAAGGGUUGUAAAAGUGGUGGGAUCACGUUCAUGAUUAAGGGGACUCUAGUGGCUCCAACUGAUUUUCGUGUGCUUGGGAAAUCGAAGACUUGGGUGGCGUUCGAGGACGUAUAUGGUGUUACGAUCUCCGGUGGAGUGUUCGACGGUGAAGGAGCUGGGUUGUGGGCGUGUAAGCGGUCUGGGAAUGGCGGUUGCCCUCAAGGUAUCACGACUUUACGCUUCUCAAACUCAAUGAACGUUGUAAUAAAUGGUGUAACUUCACUAAAUAGUCAAUUAUACCACAUGGUUUUCAAUGGGUGUAAGAACGUGAAAGUACAAGGAGUUAAGAUCUCUGCUUCAGGUGAUAGCCCUAACACCGAUGGCAUUCAUGUACAAAAGUCAACUGGUGUCACAAUUUUGAGUUCACACAUUGCUACUGGUGAUGAUUGUAUCUCGAUUGGUGAUGGAACUACUAAUUUGUGGAUUCAAGAAAUUGCUUGUGGCCCAGGCCAUGGAAUUAGUAUUGGAAGCUUAGGAAAAGAUUUACACGAGGCAGGAGUUCAAAAUGUAACAGUUAAAACGGCCACUUUUACUAAUACGCAAAAUGGAGUGAGAAUAAAAUCUUGGGGAAGACCAAGUAGUGGGUUUGUUAGAAAUGUUAACUUCCAACACCUCACAAUGGUGAAUGCUCAGAAUCCUAUCAUCAUUGACCAAAAAUAUUGCCCUAAUCAUAAAGGUUGUCCUGGACAGGCUUCAGGAGUGAGAAUCAAUGAUGUGACAUACAAAGAUAUCCGGGGAUCAUCAGCUACACCAGUUGCAGUGAACUUUGAUUGUAGCUCCAAGAAUCAUUGUUCGGGCAUAAAAAUGGAGGAUAUAAGCCUCACUUACAACAACAAAUCAGCGUCUUCAUCUUGCACCAAUACAGCUGGGUCAACUUUUGGUGUAGUUCAGCCUAAAAGUUGCUUGUGAGACUAUCAAAAUUGUUGACCGACAUUUUGUCAAACUUCUCUUAAAGUUUUAAAGUAGCAGUUUUCACACACAAUUGAAUUACAGUUUUACACAAUGUUUUUUCCUUUUUUGGGAGGAAGAGGGUAUUUAUAAUGUGCAUGGUGCCAAACCCUUUAGUGCGUGUUUGGGUGCAUGCUAUAGAGAAAUUAGGUACAAUUCAGUAGUAUAUUUGUUUAUUGGAUCCCUCGUCCCCUUUCUUUUUGUUCUAUAUGCUUCUUUGUUAUUA